Messenger RNA from Venturia canescens, 2627 nucleotides. Its product is annotated as metaxin-2-like. Gene Ontology annotation, cellular component: SAM complex; cytoplasm. NCBI's taxonomy places the organism in Eukaryota, Metazoa, Arthropoda, Insecta, Hymenoptera, Ichneumonidae. The transcript has 4 exons. The record is from RefSeq and is a predicted model, not a curated record. Bases 258 to 1043 code for a protein of 261 amino acids. Gene Ontology annotation, biological process: mitochondrion organization.
UUACAGUAUUUUUAUGGUCCCGCUCUUGGAAAAAAUGGAACUACGAACUACGAUAGUUGUGCAAUAGUACAUCAAUGGGUACAUGUGUACAAUAUGAAAUGUACGCCCUCGUAGCCUUCUUACUUGGAAGCGCCUAGAUAUUCAUGUAUCGCUUCAUUCCCAUCAGAAUUGUUCCUAUAAAAGAAGAAAAAAACAAGUAGCCCAUUAUAUUUUGUAUUAAUUUCAUUUCACGUAUUAUCCAAUAUACGUGAAAGAAAAUGCCGAACGUUUUAUUAUCAGAAACGAUUGAAAUGGAGCUUGGAGCCCAGGAACCCUGGCCUCAGACAAUCUCCAUAUAUCAGCCUUACGAAGUGGAGCAAAUACUUUUGCCGGAUAAUGCAAAUUCUUUGGCGGUGCAGGCUUUUUUGAAAAUAUGUGGUCUUAAAUAUCAUGUAGAAAUGAGAAAAAAUGCUGAAUACAUGUCGCCUUCAGGAAGGGUACCAUUCAUUAAGUGCGGCCCUUUUGUGCUUUCGGAUUAUGAAAAUAUCGUCAAGUUUAUCAGUAACAAAGGUCAUAAUUUGUCGCAAGACUUGACUGAUUUGGAAAAAGCUGAUAUGAGAGCUUACAUAUCAUUAAUUAACAACGGAUUGGUUAAUGCCGAACAAUACAUCUGCUGGAUCGAUCCGUUGACUCUGAACGAAGUUACGAAGAAACGACACGGCAGUGUUUAUCCUUGGCCUCUUAACCACAUUAUUAAUUGGGAGAGAGAAAGACAAAUUACAAAACGUCUAAAAGUACUUGGCUGGGCUAACAAAACAUUGGAUGAAGUUUACGCCGAGGUGAAAAUGUGCUGUACAGCCCUCACUGAAAGGCUCGAUAAAAAACCAUAUUUUUAUGGCGAUAAGGGCCCAACGGAACUGGAUGCCCUUGUGUUUGGCCAUCUCUUUACAAUUCUGACAACUCCUCUCGAUGACAACAAGCUCGCUGAGAUAGUCAAAAGUUUUCCGGAUCUCGUUGAUCUUUGCAGGAGGAUCGAGAAGAGCUUUUUUCCCUUCACAAUAUAGCGAUCGAGUAGAAAAAUAAGACUGUACAGAGACCGAAAAGUUAAUUGCUUUGUACAGUAAGACUAUACUGUAAAAAAGAAAUGGGGUUUCCCUCUUUUUCUUCCUUCCUCUCUUUUGAGAGGAGCUCGACGUAUUUAUUUUUGCCGUCGAGGGACAGACUUGAACGAGGAGAAAAUUCUUCUAUGAACGGAGUAUUUUGAGCGGUGCGAAUUUUUCUUGUCAUCUUCUCAUCGUCACAUAUUUAUACAUAGAUUUAUAUCUAUUUAUUUGCAUCGUUAUUUAUUUAUUUCAUUUGUAAAUAUACAUCUCGAAAAUAGGAAAAUUGAAUAUUUUCAUAAACCCGCGCAUCAUUUCCCCUCUCGAUAAGAUCCUGCAGAACCCCAAAAAACGAACGAAAAAAAAACACAAGUAAUAAAGGGGAUCAGGGCUCUUAAAAAAAAUAAGACAAUUUUCAAUUUAUUUAGUUUUUUUUUACUGUCGGGUUUUUUUUCAUAACCUCAUUUUUCUCUUAAUUAUCGUGACAUUUCUAUUUAUGAAUAUAACUGUAACAAAACACUUCCGUCUUUCUUAAUCACUGAACAAUUGAAUACUAUAACCACGAUCGUCGCAACCUUAUCUGUAUCAUAACUUUAUUCACUUUUUUUCAUUAUUAUUAUUAUUCAUUUUUUCUUUAAUUCUCAUUACUAUUAUUCGUGGUCCAUUAGCCAUUCGCUUGAUUUUUUUAAGGAUACACAUCGACUAAACGUAUUUAACAAAAACACGCUCUGUCGAACCAAAUUCGUCCAUUAGUUUCGUGAUUGAAUUUUGUUUUUGUUUUUUUUUCCCUUUUAAAAACUGACCUUGUUUUUCAUCUUACAUCCGGAAGAUCGACGAGGAAGCAUUAAUCGAUUCAUUUUUCAUUCUCGACAAGUGGAUGUCACGAUAGCACGCCGACUAUAAACGAAGUAUAAUUUAUAAAAAUAAAAUUUGCCAAUAAUUCACGCUCGAAUAGAUAAAAAUUUUUAUUUGAUCUAAAUCAAACGCAAUUUUUCGUACCCAUCGAAGAGACGAUUUUUCUUACGCUUUCCUCUUAAACAAGACUUUUUCAAAAUCCACAUGUAUUUAAUAAAAAUGAAAAAACCUUAAAUUCACCUUUCUAACAAUUCCUCAUAAAACUGCAAUUUUGUUCUCUUUCGCUCUUUUUCCUCAUCUUUCUCUGUCUGUCUGUCUGUCUCUCCUCUCUCUCUCUCUCAACGUGUUUGCGCGGUACAUUUUUUCGAAUUUCUGAAAAAUUUAAUCUUGUGCAGGCUACCGAAAAAAUAUCACCGUACAAUACUUCGGGAUUGAUUCGACGGAUAACAUAAACAAAAGUUUAUUAUUCCUAUGCCAAUAAAUAAUUCUGCUGGGGUGCAAUAAACGAAUUUGUGCUCGUCUCUCUUUUAUUUACUAUUAUCCUAGUAUUUCAUUAAUAGCCUGUUUUGUGUCUCUGGAAUUCGAUGAUAUAAAAUAAAACAACAGUCGAAAUAAAAAAAAAAUUAAAAAAAAAAACGAGAUCACGGAGGAAAUAAAAUACUCGUGCCCGCAAAAAACCUUUUUUUUUCUUUU